AGGGACCCAGCUGAGAUGUCGGAAAGCGGGAGCCAGGAAGCCGACGGGGCCCCGAACGGCAGCGGGGAGACACGGCCCCCUCGACCGCCCGUGGGCAACAGAGUGACCGUGGUGCUCGGGGCGCAGUGGGGCGACGAGGGCAAAGGGAAAGUUGUGGAUCUGCUGGCACAGGACGCGGACAUGGUGUGCAGAUGUCAGGGAGGGAACAACGCAGGACACACCGUGGUGGUCGGCUCGGUGGAGUACGACUUUCACCUCCUCCCCAGCGGCAUCAUCAACCCCAAGGUCACUGCCUUCAUUGGCAACGGUGUGGUGAUCCACCUUCCAGGCCUGUUUGAGGAGGCAGAGAAGAACGCACGCAAAGGGAAGAGUCUCCAAGGCUGGGAGAAAAGGCUGAUCAUCUCAGACAGAGCACACAUUGUGUUUGACUUCCACCAAGCUGUUGAUGGUGUUCAGGAACAGCAGAGGCAAGAGCAAGCAGGCAAGAAUCUCGGGACCACUAAGAAGGGGAUUGGUCCGGUCUACUCGGCCAAGGCUGCACGCAAUGGUCUCAGGAUAUGUGACCUGCUGGCUGACUUCACUCACUUCUCUGAAAGGUAUAAAUCAUUGGCCCGGCAGUACAAGUCGAUGUACCCCACUCUGGAGAUUGACAUAGAGGGAGAGCUCCUCAGAUUAAAGGAUUAUGUUGAGCAGAUCAAGCCCAUGGUGAGAGACGGAGUGCACUACAUGUACGAGGCUCUUCAUGGUCCUCCAAUGAAGAUCCUGGUGGAAGGAGCCAACGCAGCGCUGCUGGACAUCGACUUCGGGACGUACCCUUUCGUGACAUCGUCCAACUGCACGGUGGGCGGGGUGUGCACAGGUCUCGGCAUGCCACCUCAGAAUGUCGGGGAGGUUUAUGGUGUGGUCAAGGCGUACACCACCAGAGUGGGCAUCGGAGCGUUCCCCUCAGAGCAGUGCAACGAGGUCGGCGAGCUGCUGCAGACCCGAGGCAAGGAGGUGGGCGUGACCACGGGCCGGAAGAGACGCUGUGGUUGGCUGGAUGUGGUGCUCAUCAAAUAUGCACACAUGAUUAAUGGCUUCACAGCUUUAGCGCUCACCAAGCUCGACAUCCUCGACGUGUUCUCUGAGAUCAAAGUGGGCGUCGCCUACAACGUCGACAACGAACCUAUACCUCACUUUCCAGCCAAUCAGGAGGUACUGCAGCGCGUGGACGUCCAGUACGUGACGCUGCCCGGCUGGAACAGCGACACCUCGGCCACCAGAAGCUUCGAGGAGCUGCCUGACAACGCCAAGAAAUAUGUCCACUUCAUUGAGGAUCAUGUGGGAGUGCCUGUCAAAUGGAUCGGAGUGGGCAAGUCUCGGGAGUCCAUCAUCCAGCUGUUCUAAACGGAGGGAGGGGCGGACACACAGCAGCGAAUCAACUUCUUUCCCUCCCCCCCCCACCACACACACACAGCCUACCUACCUGUCUCUGCUCUGUGACAGAGAAACGACCACCACGUCUGUUCUUAAAGCCUGCGUGCCAUCGGACUGUACCACGUCACGGACCGGUCCUCUCUGGGUCGGACUCCCCUCCCGGUUGAAGUGGUUCCCUCCGUCUCCAUCUGUGUUUUUAACCGCCGUAAACCUAAAGGACAUCAGUUCCGCUGUCGAAGUCCCUCUGUAAUUUGUUGCUAUUUAUGUCGCAGCCAUUUAAUUUCAGACAUUCACACUCAGCAACACCAGCUGCCCUCAGGUCUGAGAGAGGAGACGUGAGGGACACACACAGACAGGGGUCACUGCCCUGCAGGGACUGUCCACACACGUACGUUUGUCCGGUCAAACUUUGUCCAGGUGUAUUUUAUUUUUGUUGAUCUAUGCUGUGGUUUUAAAUGCGCUGCGCCACAUCCGGUGUGAAUCAGUAAACAAUCAUGUCAAUAGGUUUUAACUUCUUAACUCUUCAGAUGCUUUGGACUUUAUCCGCUUCGUGUUUGACUUUGCCAGGUGUACGACACAUCCUGACUUGAUAAAGGGAUCCUUUAAUAUUUUA
Messenger RNA from Pleuronectes platessa (European plaice), 2029 nucleotides. It is a transcript of the gene adss2, whose product is annotated as adenylosuccinate synthase 2. Lineage: Eukaryota; Metazoa; Chordata; Actinopteri; Pleuronectiformes; Pleuronectidae. Bases 16 to 1386 code for a protein of 456 amino acids. Gene Ontology annotation, biological process: 'de novo' AMP biosynthetic process; IMP metabolic process. The record is from RefSeq and is a predicted model, not a curated record. The transcript has 13 exons. Gene Ontology annotation, cellular component: cytoplasm. Gene Ontology annotation, molecular function: adenylosuccinate synthase activity; GTP binding.